Ipomoea nil (Japanese morning glory) is the source of this 575-nucleotide messenger RNA. RefSeq names its product non-specific lipid-transfer protein-like. Bases 58 to 435 code for a protein of 125 amino acids. Gene Ontology annotation, biological process: lipid transport. Gene Ontology annotation, molecular function: lipid binding. NCBI's taxonomy places the organism in Eukaryota, Viridiplantae, Streptophyta, Magnoliopsida, Solanales, Convolvulaceae. The transcript has 2 exons. The record is from RefSeq and is a predicted model, not a curated record. Gene Ontology annotation, cellular component: membrane.
CAUGGCCACACCGUACCACAGCAAAUUAAACUCAAAACCAAAACUUGGAAAGAUCAGAUGAAGGAGGGGAUGAAGGUGUGGGGUUUACUGAUUCUCAUGGCUCCUGUGAUUGCAGCAAGAGGUGGUGCAGAUGACAGCAGUUUAGUGUGCAGGAUAGCUCUGAACCUGCUGUCACCCUGCAAAGAUUUCUUGGUGAAUGUUGAGGAGGAGACAAUCCCAGAAACAUGCUGCGUAGGUUGUCUGGUGCUGGAGAAGAUUGUGAGGAAUCUGAAGAACAGGAGGAAGCUGAAGAUUGGUCUGUGCAAGUGCCUGCAGAGAGAUGGGAGUUUCAGUGGAGCUGAUGAAGAUAAAGCGUUUCAGGUUAUUGGCACCUGUAAUGUCACCUAUGCGCCUAUACUUACAGGCCCCGAUGUGGAUUGUACCAAAAUAUUCUAAAGCUGAGGAUUAAUGAAGUAUCAAGAGAUGCCCUAAUUUGAAGGAUGGGGAUUGUGACCGCAAAAUAGUAGUUGUAAUGUUUAAGUUGAAGUGUAGUAGAAAUUUGCAUUAAUAAAUGUAUCUGUUUCUCUUUUAUUUAA